Molecule: messenger RNA, 1401 nt
Organism: Thermothielavioides terrestris NRRL 8126
Lineage: Eukaryota; Fungi; Ascomycota; Sordariomycetes; Sordariales; Chaetomiaceae
Exons: 2
Biological process (GO): peptidyl-serine phosphorylation; autophagy; autophagosome organization
Cellular component (GO): autophagosome; cytoplasm
Molecular function (GO): protein serine/threonine kinase activity; ATP binding
Source: RefSeq, a predicted model, not a curated record
AUGCCUCAUCCUCUUGCCUUAUUCUCACUGAGGCCGCUCAACGAGCGAGCCCAACAGGUCGUGGCGCAUCCAUGCAACAGCCACCUCGUCUCAUUCUCUAACCACCACCAAGUUUGGGUUCUCGACGUCGGCCAUGUCCGGUCAGCAUCAGGGGACGUUUCCACCUUGGCGACACUUGGCCGAGGCGGCGACAUCCUCGUCGACGGCAGCAACAUCUCCAAGAUCCAGUGCUCCUUCGAGAUCGACCGCGAGACCAACGUCGUCAUGUUCUACGACAGAUCGCACAGCCAGACGAGCCAGGUCUUCGGCGAGAACGCGGCGCCGUUCGUGUAUCAUCGCCCGCGCAAAGUUGUCGUGCAAGAGGGACUCAAUACCAUCAUCGGCAUGGGCGGAGUCAACAGCAACCUCGUGAUGUUCAAGCUCGAUUGGCACUGUACCGCCAAGGAAAUGCCGCUAAAGGUUAAGGAACGACAGAGUAGGCCUGCCGGCCUUCAGGACAAUCCGCGUCUUGCGCAGACCCUGGUGGUGCCCAACACGCUCGCGCCAUCCCGGAUGAAAACACGAAUCCACACGCCGGGCCCGCGACGACUGGGAAUCGAGUGGCGCCAAAUAGGGGAUCCUAUCGGUAAGGGGCACUUUGCCACAGUCUACAAGGCUCUCGAUGUCUACACGGGCAAAAUAAUGGCCGUGAAGGUGAUGCCACUGCCCGAGAGCCGGGGCGGCUAUGAUCGGUGGACCGACUUGAAGGAUGAAAUCGAAAUCCUGUCCAGCAUCAGCCACAGCCAUGUUGUCGAAUACAUCUCCUCGCAAGGUUGGGGAUGUGGCGUAGCCGAGAUCUUCAUGGAACUGAAGGAAGGCACCCUUCGGUCGCUCGUCUGCGGCGGCUGCUCGGUCUCCCUUCGAGAUCUAGCCACCACGGCCUUCCACCACAUGCUUCAAGCCCUCGAUUUCCUCUCCACUCGGGGCAUCAUCCACCGAGAUCUGAAACCAGAAAACAUCCUGUACACGACCCGCCAGGACGGGUUCCACUUCCAGCUCGGCGACUUUGGCAACAGCAACCGCGAAAAGCACGAGGACAAGUUCGCCGGCACCGCCAUCUUCAUGUCCCCGGAGAUUUACUACGAAUUCCCCUGGCAGACACCCAAGGCCGAUGUCUGGUCGCUCUUCGCCACCUUGCUGUGGACGCUCGACACGGGCGGCUUCCGUCGACUCGAAGCGGGAUAUCGGGACUACGAUGACAUCCAAUCGACGGUCCAGUCGCUUGCCGAGGCCCCCGAGAUGGCACCCACUCGGGAGAUGGCAAGAUCCAGUGCCCAAACGCGGGCCUCCGCAGCGCAGAUGCUGGUCCGACUGUUCGACGGAAAAGGGCUCACGACUCCGAGAAGCCAGGUACACCCGCUU